GGUUUGUUUACUACGGGGCAUGAGAGGGGUCGGAUGGGACGGCUAUCAACCAUUAGCCCAUUGCUAUUGCCAUCAUGUCGGUGCUGAGCAAGUUGCAAGAAGGCUUUACAAAUGAAGACCACAAUUACCUACGAGUUUUGCAGGUUAUACGCAGCCAGGGCCAGAAAGUGCUAUAUCAGGUCCUGCUCUGGGGUUGGCCAAAGGAUGUACCUGUGAAAGACAUGGGUAACCAUUUUCUUAUUGAUUUGCCUCAGACAGGAAAGAUUAAGCUUAAGAUCUUUGACAAAACACAGCAGUCUAAUAUCAAGGCCGACCCAGUGGGAAAAACUUAUGAUGUGACACUGCUACAUAAGUGCAUUAAAAUUGCCUGUGUUGGCCUGGCACCCUAUGAGGAUGAUGCUUGGAAGACAGGAGAUGACACACGGCUUGAGUCCUUGGUGACCCAAAUCAAAACUAUGAGAAAUGAUUUGUUUCACAACGUAAGUAACAUAGACAACAAAACCAUGUUCACUAAUAUUGAAGAUAUCAGAAAAGUUUUGAUGAAGACUAUCCAAGCUGCAGGACUUUGCUUUCAUGUAGAUCCAAAAGAAAUUAAUGAUAUCAUUGACAAUGUAAAUUACAAUGUCAAUGCAAUCAGAGAUGCUAAACUUGCUCAAGGGGAUAUUAUGAAAUAUCAGAAGGAAUUGUUACAUGAACAUUUGAAAAAUUUUCUGAAGAAGAAUGGCUCACAGGAGCUGAAGAAACGUAUAAAGAAACUAAUGACAUUAAACCCAUUCCACUUCCUUGAUGGAAGUAAUUACUGUUUAGAAUUUGGAAAUGUAUUCUCUAAAAUUGAGAUAGAACAAGGUAAUGGGGGCACCAAAAAUCAAGAGAUUGAAUAUAGAGAUAUACUUAAACUAAGUGAAUCAUGCGAGACCAUAUCUAGUUCUGCUAGUGAUGAAGAAGCUGUCACACUGAUACUUUUGGAAGGGCAAGCAGGCUAUGGAAAAACAACUAUGUUCAAGUUCAUCUUAUCAGACUGGGAAAGUGGCACAAAUUCCAUAAAGGACUUAGCAUCAUUUGAUCUAGUUCUGCCAAUUAUGUGUAGAGACUCACAUGUAAGUAACUUCAGUGAACUUGUAAGUUCUCUUAUGCCCGAAACACUGUUAUCUUUCAGAAACAUUGAUGAAUUCAUAGUCUGCACUUCCAGCCUAAGACUUUUAGUUGUUGUGGAUGGGCUUAAUGAAAUGACAAAAGAAUCAGGUAAGGUCUUUAAUGACCUGCUAUCUCGAAUGAAAUUGCAUGAUAUGACUGUUCUAUGCACCAGCCGUCCAGAAACAGUGGAUACCUUCUUUUACAAAAGAGUUCCUUCUGAACUGAAGAAAGUUCACUUGAAAAUCAGAGGAAUACCAGUAGAGCAGAGAGGGGAUUUUGUUCAGAAAUACCAUGAUGAAAUGAUCAAAAAGAGCAAGAGUAAAAAGAGUACUGCUGGCCUUGUGGAGUACAUCAACAGAACAUCAAGUAAGCUCCAGCACCACUUUAAUUCACCUCUUAAUCUUGUACUUCUAACUCAUCUUUGGUCUAUGUAUCCUGACAUGGUGAACAGUGUUACAACUGCAACUGAGCUGUACUCAAAAGUGGAUAUGUUGCGGACUGAGGAACUAAAACAAAGACUGUCCUCCAGUUGUACAAAUUUAGAUUUAAUUAGAGAUUGUAAAAGGUUUGAGAAAGCAUUGUUUGCUGAAGCACUGAUAUCAAUCAGUGAAAAUGAUGCUAACUUACCAGAAGAAUCAAAACAAAGGUUAAGGAAAACAUGUGAUGGGCUCAAGUUGGAUUUUGAGAAAGUCUUAUUUCACUUCUUAGUCAUGAAGGGAACCUUUACAGUGACUGGUAGAAGCGAGGUGAUCACAUUCCCGCAUCAGGAUAUUCAGGAUUAUUAUGGAGCCAGGUGCUUGUAUUUUGCUCUCUUGAAUGAUAGUUAUUUUAGCUUCAUAAAGCAUAGUGUAUCGAGGAAGAAAUUAAGUUCAUGGAAAGGCUUUUGGAGUUUUUUGGGUUUUGAAAAACAAGUUCCCUCACUUCCUGAGGCCCUACCAGAACCACAUCCCUUCCAAGUAAAGAGAACCAUAUCUGAAAUUUUAGAAGUAAUCCAUGGUACUAAGAUUGGCCUCAUAGUGUUUUCCAGGUAUUGCAAUGUGCUAAAACACCUUGCGGGGCUUCUAGGUCAGCAUGUACACCAGGUGCCUGAUGAGCUUUCCAAAGAGCUGCUCAAACUAUUCAGCCAUGCUGGCAUUGUCAGCAGAGAUUCAUGGCUUGAUAUCCUAAGGGAAGUGAAAUGUGAUGCAUCAACAUCAAAGUACAUUGCCUGCUUUGUCUCACAGAGCUGCAAGGGUCAUAUCUAUGUCAGUGAUGAGGAGGUAGGAAUCUAUGCCUCACUCAUGCCUCAUUCCAAGCCAGAAAAAGUGACUCUAGAAUUGACCAGCAACCCACGUGAGAUUCCACGUCUGCCAGAGCUCCUCAGGGCAGUAGGCAACCAUAAGGGUGUUAAGGUGGAUCUGAAGUUCCAUUAUGACUUCGUUCAUGGACAUGAAUUGGAUCACCUGCUUGAACAUCUUAAAUUUGAACAUGAAGAUAUAAGAUGUAACCUGAAAGUGCUGAUGGGACAUGUGUCAGACAUGACCAUACUGCCAGUGACAAUAGAAGAAUUGGCCCUGUCGGUAAGGAAUGACGAAGACGCCAAGAAACUCAAGAGUCUUAUUGAUUCCCUGCCAACUACUUUGCCAAAUCUAAAUAAGAUGGAUAUAUUCCUGACAACUGAAGUGAGCCUGGCUGCGAUGCCCGCCAUGCCCCAACUAACGUACACCCCAAGUCUGUUUUUCUCAAGAAUGGAGCCUGAGUCAGUCGAAUGGGCUUGCCGCAUGAUGGGGGGAAUCCAGAGCCAGAAAGGGUUCAUGAAAGUAACUCUCAGAGAAUGUUCACUCUCACUGGAGGAAGUUAGUGAGCUGGUCAAAGGCUUAAAAUCCCAUGGCGUCAAGAUAGUGGAUGAGCUGCGCAUCUUCUCGUCUUCUCUGGGGUCAGUGUCAGCCGACCUCACAACUCUGGUGAAAUCAGAGCUUGGCUGCACGCUUACAGU
Penaeus indicus is the source of this 3109-nucleotide messenger RNA. RefSeq lists its product as uncharacterized. Lineage: Eukaryota; Metazoa; Arthropoda; Malacostraca; Decapoda; Penaeidae. The annotation marks the transcript as partial. The transcript is spliced from 5 exons. The record is from RefSeq and is a predicted model, not a curated record.